Molecule: messenger RNA, 1658 nt
Organism: Vitis vinifera (wine grape)
Lineage: Eukaryota; Viridiplantae; Streptophyta; Magnoliopsida; Vitales; Vitaceae
Exons: 5
Coding region: 135-1373 (412 amino acids)
Molecular function (GO): protein binding
Source: RefSeq, a predicted model, not a curated record
CUCAAGAUUACCCUCAGCACGCCCUUUAAUUACAUUUUGUCCCUCAAAAUUCGCUAGAUCGCCAUAGCUUUCUGCGAUGUACUUCAAACCCGAAUAUCCAACCCGGUUAAACGGUCGACCCGGUUCAUGAAACCAUGUCCGCCUCCAAAGCCAAGCUCCUCUGCAACUUCGGCGGCGAGUUCACUCGCCAACUGGGCAAACUCAGCUAUAUGGGAGGCAAGACUCGGCUGGUCCUCGUCGACCGCUCAGUCAGUUUCGACGAACUUCGAUCGAAACUGAGUCAACUCACUUGCGCUUGUCCAUUCUCCAUCGAGAUCAAGUAUCAGCUUCCCGACGAGAGCUUGGAGUCUCGCCUCGUCUCCGUCGAGUGCGAAGACGACGUCGUUGCGAUGAUGAGCGAGUUCGAGGCUUCGCAGAGGAUUCAGGUUUACAUCUUCGCUUCGGACCACAGGGAGAAUGCUAGUCCAGUUGUUGCCCAACCAGUAUUUAGUGGUCCAGCCUCAACUCAUGGAGACAAUGCAACACCUAUUUAUCCCCAGGAGCUAAAUGAUUGUGAAAAUGACCUAUUUAUGUUGCAUAGAGUUGGUGAAGGUAUUUCCCAGGCUUCUGUAGAUAGCCACACCAGUCCAGCAUUAUCAGAAUUGGUUAAUGGAAGAGAAAGUGAUACCUUAACUGUUGGCCAGGAAUUCCCUGAUGCACGCUGCUUUCGUGAUGCAUUAGUAGCUUCUGCCAUUGCCUCGAAGUUUGAACUAACGUUUAUCAGAUCAGACCGGUCUCGAGUAACUGCUCGAUGUGCUGCAGAUGAUUGUCAAUGGCGAAUACAUGCAUCUAAGCUCCCAGAUGGUGAAACUUUCCAAAUUAAGACAUUGAAGGGGAAGCAUUCUUGUGUAUGGCCAGAGCGUUCUAGUCAUCGCCAAGCAAACAUGAAAUGGAUCUUAAGUUGUAUCAUGGACCGUGUUCGAGAAAACAUUAAUUACAAACCCAAGGAAAUUAUGAGAGAUAUUGAACAAGAAUACGGUGUCAUUAUUCCUUAUUUAAAGGCUCAUCGUGCUAAAGAACGGGCUCUAGAAUCUAUAUUUGGGAUGCCAAUUAAGGAUAUAGUUCUUAAUCAAGCUGAAGUUCAUAAUUUGGAGAAUGACCUACAUACUAUUCUGGAUCAGAGAAAAAAGAAGCCUCUAAAAGGGAGUUCGGUUCAUUGCAAUCUGUGCAGAAAGGCAGGACAUAAUCGUAGGAGUUGCUUAAAGUUGAGUCACAAUGAAAGCCAGGCUUCCAGUCUCAAAGAAAAAAACUUCCAUUGCAUGCUUUGCAAACAAAGUGGACAUAACAGGAGGACAUGCCAAUGCAAGCAGGUGGAACAAGUUUGGAUAAAAUAGUGUUUAGCUGUCUAGAUAUUUACUCUUUUUAUGUAAAUUUUUGUUGUUUGAAAGGCAUGUUUACUUGCUUGUUUUCCUAAUCAUUUUAGUUUUUUUUUAAUAUAUUCAUUUUAAUCAUGUAUUUACCAGUACAACUUGCAGCCUUUAUUUUCUUUUGCUGCAAUACAGUUGGAAGAACUUUGGAUUUUUUGUUUGUUGACAGAUGCAUUAACAAUACAGUAAAUGACAAGGAGGCCUUUGGAUGCCCAAUGAGAAUGAAAUAAUUAGGAUGCAUAUUUCAUGGUA